AUGGCUGAAGCUGUAGGAAUCGGGUUCGCCGUAGUCGGUUUACUUGCAGCAUUCAAAGGCGCCCUCGAUAGCUAUUUUCUCAUUGAAAGCAUAUUCGAAAAAGACAACGGUCUACGGGACUUGGUUCUCGGUUACAACAUCGAACGUGAGAAGCUCAAGAGCUGGGGCGAUCGAUUUGGAGUGAACGCUGGGACGGAGAAAGAUUGCUUGCUCGAUCGCGAACCUGAACAGAUCAAAAGAUUGAUGGCCGAGAUUUUUGGUAGAAUCAAAUACUAUCAUGGAGAAGCGGAAAAUUAUCUGACAAAACACGAAGCCUCCGACCACCCAGUAGACUACCACAUGAUGAACAACGUCGAUAGGGAUUUCAAAAAACAUCUGCGGUUGGACAGCGUUCAGGUGGACGCUAUGUCAAAAGCCCAGAUGAGCAAGCCGCAGAAGAAACGUGUGAAAUGGGCUAUCAAAAACAAGGAAAAGUUCGGAGAUGUUGUGAAAAUACUGAGAAAAUACAAUGAAGACCUUCUUGGCCUUCUUACAGAGUCUUCCGUACAUGCCUACACACGAGCAUUACCCGCAUACGUCCUCACAAUUCCCCACAAUGCCUUCGAUUUGCAACAGGCUCAAGGUCUUACUGGUCCGGCAAAUGUCCUCAUUCGUCAAGCUGCGCAUUUGAAGCUAUUACAGUCAACCGCCGCAAACACCCGCGACGCCGUGUCGAUCGAUUCACGACUCUUGGAAGAAACAACUGCUGUUCAAUCGUCACGAUCUAUUUGUAUAUAUAACAUAGUCAACACCAGUCUGAUUAGCGACGACGAUGACGACGAUGACGAGGACGUGGAAGAUGCGCCUAGCAAGCCUCGAAUAUGGACCGAGUGGCUAGAUAUCGAGAAUACACUUUCACCUGCAAAGAAGAACGACGCUCAAGAACGGAUCAAGACUCUGAGCGUCAUGCUACACAGCGCGCCUGCAUCAUUCCGCAUAGCGAAGUGCAUCGGCUAUCGCAACGAUCUUAGCAACCCCAAUCGUACAGGCCUCGUUUACCGCGUACCACAAGAUCUUGGCAUGGCUGUACCCAUCUCUUUGCUAGACAUCAUUAAGAGAUACAAGGAAAAGCCGACCCCACCGCUAGGCGAUAGGUUCAAACUCGCGCAAGCAUUGGCAACAACCCUGAUGCAACUACACACGUCUGACUGGUUGCACAAAGCUUUCCGCGGCGACAACAUCCUUUUUUUCUUGGGGCUCGCAGGUCCUAUAACCGACCCCUACGUUGCUGGCUUCGAAUACGCACGAGAAGUAAAUAUGCAGUCUCUGGGCGUGCGACCCAGCGGUCAGAAUAGUCUCGACUACUACUAUCACCCGAACGUGGGUAGUGGAUUCUCCAAGACGCUCGACCUGUACAGCCUCGGGGUAGUUCUACUCGAGAUUGCGUACUGGCGGCCUCUACGUUCGAAGAUCCCACCUGAACAUGCGAAAUCGCUGGGGUCCAUCCACAAGCUCUUCGUUGAGUCGGCAGAUCACAAGCUGGACGCUGCUGUUGGAAGCAUAUACGCUAACGUGGUGAGGACGUGCCUGCAGUGCAAACUUUUGGAUGACGAUUUGGGAGAUGGAUUUGCAUGCGCUGUAAACACUGAGAUUGUGCUACAGCUUGAGCGUUGCGUUGCUUGA
Messenger RNA from Alternaria arborescens, 1662 nucleotides. RefSeq lists its product as hypothetical. NCBI's taxonomy places the organism in Eukaryota, Fungi, Ascomycota, Dothideomycetes, Pleosporales, Pleosporaceae. Gene Ontology annotation, biological process: protein phosphorylation. The record is from RefSeq and is a predicted model, not a curated record. Gene Ontology annotation, molecular function: protein kinase activity; ATP binding. The transcript has a single exon. Bases 1 to 1662 code for a protein of 553 amino acids.